Drosophila rhopaloa is the source of this 1667-nucleotide messenger RNA. RefSeq names its product metaxin-1 homolog. Gene Ontology annotation, cellular component: SAM complex. The transcript has 5 exons. Bases 136 to 1086 code for a protein of 316 amino acids. The record is from RefSeq and is a predicted model, not a curated record. Gene Ontology annotation, biological process: mitochondrion organization. NCBI's taxonomy places the organism in Eukaryota, Metazoa, Arthropoda, Insecta, Diptera, Drosophilidae.
AUCUAAAAGCACUCUCAGCAGUCGGCCAGAAGUUUGGCAUAUAUUUUUGGAUUCAAAUUUUGAUGGCUACCAUGCAGGUGCACUGUUAAAAACCCACAAAACACAAGAGUACGAGCAAGCGAAGACAUAGACCCGAUGGAGAUGCAACUAGGAGCGAUGCUGCAUGUGUACAAGGGGGAGUACGGACUGCCGUCCAUUGAUUUUGAAUGUUUACGUGCGCUGUGCCUCCUGCGAUUCACCCGCUGUCCCAUGGACGUGGAGACCAGCUCCAAUCCGCUGCGCUCAGGAGCCGGGAAACUGCCCUACUUGCAGAUCGGCAACCAGAAGUUCGCGGGCUACAGGCAAAUCAAGCGCGUGCUGGAUCUCGAGGGUUACCCGAUCGAUGCGCAUUUAAGCACGAAACAGAAGCAUUUGUCCUCCGCCUAUGCCAACUGGGUGUUCACCAAUCUGCACGCCUACUACCAUUACUUCCUGUACGGAGAGCCCCACAACUUCGAUACGACCACGCGGGGUCUCUACGCCAAGCGCACGCCAUUCCCCUUUAACUUUUACUAUCCUUCGUCCUACCAGAGGGAAGCCUGUGACGUGGUCCAGGUGAUGGCCGGCUUCGAUGUGAACGAUAAGAUGGACAAGCACGAAGGCGACUAUCUCGUCGUCAAUGCCAAAAAGGUCGUGAACCUGCUGUCUCGGAAAUUGGGUCGCAAGGUGUGGUUCUUCGGCGACACCUACAGCGAGUUCGAUGCCAUUGUGUACAGCUAUCUGGCCAUUAUCUUCAAAAUCGCACUGCCCAACAAUCCACUCCAGAAUCACAUUAAGGGCUGCCAGAACCUGGUGAACUUUAUCAACCGCAUCACGAAGGACAUAUUUCGCAAUGAGGGCUACAGUUCCGUUAAGCUUACGAAGACGCCCAGUGGUACGGAGGCGAGUCUGACGGCUUCGGAGCGAAAGUUCAUGGAUUCCGAACUGAACACCAAAAUAGUGGCCGGCGUGGGAGCAGUGUUGGCCAUGGGAGCAUUUGCAGCUUGGCGUGGUAUUUACAACCAGUUUUGGGUCAAUGUCUUUGUUUGGCUCCAGACACUCUUUUAGGCACGCAACAAGUGCAGGUGCGAAAUUCUCAGUUAAUUGCAAUUUCCGAUUGCUUCAUCCCUUGCAGCUAACAACACGCUCCUCGACGGACUACGACGGCAUAGAUUACGAGGAUGACGAGCUGGAGGAGGGCCUAGAGUAAUCACGCCUCUGCAACGUUAUCUAUGUAUAGUAUAUAUAUUUUAAAAUACAAUGAGGGGAUGAAGCACAAAAACUGUCCAACUUUAAAAGUUUUGCGUAUACAUUAGAGGUCGUCAAUUUAUGGGCCAUGAAUCUUUGGGUCGAACAGAAACCUUAAGUUAAUCUGGCAGGAGUUCGCAUACAUGUGUGUAAUUUUCGUGUCACUCAUUUGGCAGGGAAACUACAUUAUUUGAAAAGACCUUAAUUUUACAAAUGCAAGUUCCGCGAACCUUCAGAAUUAUCUAUAUGUUUCUUUCCACUACCAAGAUUGUUCUAACAAAUCGACCUACUUUAAUAUGCAUAUUCAAUACAUGUAUUAUAGUUCGAAUCUGUUUUUAAACUGUCUUGUAUAAAAUAGCAUUUUAAAGUCAUCAGAGCGUAAUAAAAAGGAUAACAGAGGA